Tripterygium wilfordii is the source of this 2684-nucleotide messenger RNA. Its product is annotated as protein NRT1/ PTR FAMILY 2.8. The transcript has 3 exons. Gene Ontology annotation, molecular function: transmembrane transporter activity. Gene Ontology annotation, cellular component: plasma membrane. The record is from RefSeq and is a predicted model, not a curated record. Gene Ontology annotation, biological process: transmembrane transport. Lineage: Eukaryota; Viridiplantae; Streptophyta; Magnoliopsida; Celastrales; Celastraceae. The coding region runs from base 876 to 2645 and encodes 589 amino acids.
CUCUUUCUUUGCUGUUUCAUACCCAUAAUUUCUCUGUGUCAGUCGAGGAUGAAUCAGAUCUCCUCACAUCACCUGAUAAAGCUUUCACUUGUGGCUUCCAUAGGCUGGGGGAAAUGCUUAUUGGUUCUCAGUCUGGUUCCCCGACUCCACUGACAGGACCGUUGUUGGGGUUGACAACAGAGACAGGCCUGUAAAUGGCAAGGGUCCGAGAGGUUCUCUUCUCAGAUGGUGCCAUGGUGUUGACAGAUGUUGAUGGUUCCUUAAUAUGGGCGAGGCUUUUGGAUACUGGGAACUUGUUCUCAAAGACCCAAAUGGUAAAAUUUCAGAGAGUACCUGUGGCGAAAUCAAAGCUCUUUGGCAUAGAAUUUUACCAUUUGGGUCUUUGAGAACAAGGUUCCCAGUAUCCAAAAGCUCUGCUUUACUUGCAUCGUUGGAAGUGGUGUUGGUAGAAAGUUGCAUUCCAAGAGUUCUCUUUUUCAUGCCUUUAACAUUAAUUAAUUGAAAAAAAAAUUCAUGGAUGAAUUUCGUAGAAAGUUUCUCUUGUGAUGAUGGAUGUUGUUAUUUGUUAAUGACUAACCAUAUCUAGUGGUAGAUAUCUUGCCAAUGCCUUCUUUUAUUUCGUUUUUGAAUUUUGAUCAUAAUAUUUGAUUUAUUUGUGACAAAAUUAAAUAAAAUAAAUGAAUCAAAAUAUGUGUAACAGUUGCAACAUCACCGGAUCAUUAGAUAUGGUGAGUUGGAGGGGUUACCAGGCCACCCUCAACCACCUCCCAAAAAUCUGCCCAAAAAAAUAGAAGCUACGAAAGAAUGACCAAAUCAAAACAGGUUUGUUUUUAUAUAUAUCAAUCUUACAGGGUCUGGAGAAGAGGGGAAAGAGAAUGCAAAACAUUGAGACAGAGACAACAAUGGUGGAUAUGGUUCAUUCUUCUUCUUCUUCUUCGACUCUUCCUGCCACUAUCCCUCUGAAAAAGAAAAUUGGAGGAUGGAGAGCCAUCAAAUACAUCCUUGGGAACGAAUCCUUCGAAAAGUUGGCCUCGAUGAGUUUGAUAGCCAAUAUGACAGUGUAUCUGAAAACCAAAUACAACAUGGAUGGUGUACGACUGGUUAAUGUAUAUAGUCUAUGGGUCGGUUCCUCUAACUUGACAUCGUUAGCUGGUGCUAUCAUAUCAGAUGGUUAUUUGGGAAGAUUUCACACUCUUCUUUUUGGGUCUAUUGCAUCUUUUCUGGGAAUGGGAACCAUGACCUUAACUGCAGCUAUACCUCAACUGAGGCCAUCGGCCUGCGUCGAUAAAUUCCAAUGUCCACACCCUGUACAUUGGCAACUAGGCGUCCUCUACGUGGCUCUUACAUUGCUAGCAAUUGGAGCAGGAGGUAUAAGGCCUUGCAACAUUGCCUUUGGAGCUGACCAGUUUGACACCAGAACAGAGAAGGGAAUAGCUCAAAUGGCCAGCUUUUUCAAUUGGUGGUACUUCUCAUUCACAGUGGCUCUCGUCAUCGCUCUAUCUGUAGUAGUCUACGUUCAAACAAGCGUCAGCUGGGUCGUAGGUUACGCCAUUCCAACAUUCUGCUUUGUUAUUUCCAUCACUCUUUUCUUGAUCGGUCGCCAUACUUAUAUAAUGAUCAAACCCCAAGGGAGUGAUUUUGUUGAUUUAGCUAAAGCGAUCGUAGCUGCCUUCAGGAAGCGAAAUUUGACACUUGAUUCUGCUUCUGGGUAUUCGUUGUAUGAUCCUCCUGUGCCAGAAUCAGAUCAACAUUUACAAAAACUAGCUCACACCCACAAGUUCCGGUGCCUCGAAAAGGCAGCUGUGAUUACAGACCCGAGCGAAUUGGACGACCAUGGCAAGCCAAAGAAUAAUUGGAGGCUAUGUAGUGUGCAACAAGUGGAAAAACUGAAGCUGGUGAUAGGAUUGUUGCCAGUUUGGUUAGCAGGAAUUGGGUUUUUGAUAGGCAUGGAUCAGAUGGGCACAUUCGGGGUUCUCCAAGCGAUUCAGAUGAACAAAUCCAUCGGUUCCCAUUUCAAGGUUCCUCCAGGUUGGAUGGGUUUAUCAUCAAUGAUCACACUUGCAAUCUGGAUCUUCAUAUACGAGAGGCUUUUCAUCCCUUACACGAAGAAAUUCUCCAAAAAGGAUAGAAGAUUCACAAUGAGACAGAGGAUUAACACCGGCAUUGUAAUGGGGAUUCUUUGCAUGAUCGUAGGUGCAAUCGUUGAGAAGAAGCGUCGAGAAACAGCAUUGGCAAACAAAUCCUUCGAGUCACCGCUAAGUGUUGCGUAUCUCCUGCCUCAGUACGCCUUAUCGGGCUUGAUCGAAGCCUUUGCUGCAGUUGCAUUGCUUGAAUUCUUCACGAAACAAUUGCCAGAGAGCAUGAGGACAUUUUCCGGGGCGAUAUUCUUCCUCAGCUUGUCCAUUGCCAGCUACCUGAACUCGGCUCUUGUCAAUGUCAUUCACAGAGUGACCGGAAAGAAUGGCAACGCAUUGUGGGUGGGUGGUCAGGACCUCAAUCAGGAUAGGCUUGAGAACUACUUUUACAUUAUUGCUGGCAUACAAGCUCUCACAUUCGUCUACUUCAAUGUAUUUGCAUCUCGUUUCUUGGUCAUAAAUCGAUCAAAAGACGAUGAGGAAGGGAUUGAGAUGGCGCAAGCAUUAUGAUAUUUCCACUAUUAUUCUGACUAUAGGGGCGUUUCUUCA